This is a messenger RNA of Knipowitschia caucasica, 1524 nucleotides long. The record is from the annotation of a GenBank genome assembly. NCBI's taxonomy places the organism in Eukaryota, Metazoa, Chordata, Actinopteri, Gobiiformes, Gobiidae.
AUGGCCGGAAUAAAAGCUCUCGUCAGUCUUUCGUUUGGAGGGGCCGUUGGCCUCAUGUUUCUCAUGCUUGGUUGUGCUCUUCCUGUGUAUGGUAAAUACUGGCCGUUGUUCCUCUUGUUCUUCUACAUCCUUUCUCCAAUCCCAUACUGCAUCUCACGAAGAGUUGUGGACGACACAGACUCAACCAGCAAUGCUUGCAAAGAGCUGGCAAUCUUCCUCACAACAGGCAUUGUAAUUUCAGCCUUUGGCCUGCCCAUUGUCUUUGCAAGGGCUGAAGUUAUUGCCUGGGGAGCAUGCGCACUUGUGUUAACUGGAAAUCUAGUCAUCUUCGGGACCAUCCUGGGAUUCUUCAUAGUGUUUGGGUCCAAUGAUGACUUCAGUUGGCAGCAGUGGGCACAUGCAGGAGGAGUGUCGUUUUUUUACAGUCUGUCCUCUGUGGCCAUAUGGAACGCACCCGCUUUCCCUCGAGGGCAGAGAAGGCACAAAAGCUUCAGCAGAGCAGCUCCAACUUGUCCAGUUUGCACACAGUCUUUGGGUUCCACACAGAGCAGCAUGAGGAGGUUCUUCAGAGCGCACCGGGAUGAAGACUACAGUCAGAUCCAGUAUUUGACAGCAAAAUGCACACGCCUGGCACACGACAGAGCGCUGUUGGACAGAGAGUUUGUGGUGUCCAGAGAAAGAGAGAGAAACCUGCAGACUGAUCUGGAGGCUGUGUCCACUCGGCUUCUUCAACAAGAGCAGCUGAACAUGGAGCUGAGAAUGAAGCAGGACCAGCUCCUGAGCCGCCUCCAGCAGCAGCAGGAUUUGGUGGAAGUGCUGCAGCAGCGCCUGGUCCUGGUGACAGAAGAAAGCUCUGGAGACGUAGAGCUGCUGCGACAGGUGGGCUCAGAGCUGCUGUUUCUGCAGAGCUCUGAGCUGAGGCUGCAGGGUCUGGUGGAGGAGCUGCACACAGAGGCCCACCACAGAGCCACCAGGGUCAGCAGUCUGGAGGGCCAACUCUACAGCGAGGCCAAGAGGAGGGUUUCUGUGACCAGGAGCCUCCAAGAAGAGCUGCACAGUAAAACGUUGCAGUUGGAGAAUUUGCAGGAGACAAACCAGAGUCUGGUGCAGCAGCUGAAGGAGCAGCACAGUUCUCAUCAGAAAGAGGUGCAAAAGCUGCAAGUGGAGAACGAGGGAAGCCUCCGAAAGCUCCAGGCCACAGCGGAGCAGUUUGAAUGGCUCUGUCAGCAGCAGAGACACUGGGUGUGUUGUGUCAAAAGGUUUAAAGAUGGUCUGAUGGAGGAGAGGGACGCACUUCUGCAACAGGUCAAACACUUACAGAAAAAGAUCCACAAGCGAAAGAAAACGUUUACAGAAGACAUAGCGGACCUGCGCUGCCCCCUACAGGAAACACGCUGCUGUGACAGUUUAUCAGCGUGGGACAAGGACGCAAUGGCUGACUUGGAGUCUCAUAUGGAAAAAUCAAACAUACUCUAUGACAAGCUCUUCAGCCAGACGUGCAUUGCUGACCAGAAAAAUAAAUAA